Engraulis encrasicolus (European anchovy) is the source of this 2436-nucleotide messenger RNA. Its product is annotated as von Willebrand factor A domain-containing protein 7-like. Lineage: Eukaryota; Metazoa; Chordata; Actinopteri; Clupeiformes; Engraulidae. The transcript has 11 exons. The record is from RefSeq and is a predicted model, not a curated record. The annotation marks the transcript as partial.
GUCCUACCACUGCCACCUGUAGGAACUGCACAGGAGGAAACUGCACUGACAACAUCCUGCCAGAGGUCCUGCAGCAGAAGCAGCUCACAUCAGGCUACUUCAGCCUCUUCUCCUCCUCCAAGCCAACAGGAAAGUGCAGUCAUGGCGGCAGCUUUGACAAGACCAGUCAGCACGAUCCUACUGGAGGGAUCAACAAGGACGACGCGUCAGAGAGCCAUGGGUACCUGCACCUCCAAGCAGCAGAGGUGGCCGUCAAUGCCACCAUGGAGAUCCUGGAGGACAUUAGGCUGGCCAUCGGGGACAAAAACUUCCUGCGGUUGAUGGGAAUGUCACAGUCGGCGGUGCUCUGUUUUGUGAUCGACACCACGGGCAGCAUGGCAGAUGACAUCGCAGAGGCGAAGAGGGUCUCAUUUUCCAUCAUCGACCUGAAGCGUGGCUCUCAGGAGGAGCCGUCGGAGUACAUCCUGGUGCCCUUCAAUGACCCAGGCGUUGGUCCGCUCAUCAGGACCACCGAUGCGGAUGUCUUCAAGCAAGAGAUAAACAAGCUCACAGCCAGCGGGGGAGGCGACAUCCCUGAGAUGUGUUUAUCUGGACUUCUGCUGGCACUCACUGCGGCUCCUCCUUCCUCUGACAUCUUUGUGUUCACCGAUGCACCUGCCAAAGAUGCUGUUCUGAAAAGCAUACUGACUGCACUGAUUGAGGCCACCAAGUCGAAGGUGACUCUCCUGCAGGCCAUGAGGACCUCCGCAGGGUCCCAGAGCUUCUCCUUCCUCCUGGAUGAGUCAGUGUUCAACGUCACUGUGUACAUAACUGGAGCAUCACCUGUGUUCAGCCUCUACAGUCCCACAGGUGAUUCACAGAGCAAUGAAAUGUCUGAUGGGCCGCUGGGUACCAUUACAAAGGUGGGCAACCUACAGCGCAUACAAGUCAACACAAGCAACCGCACAGGACUGUGGAGCAUCACCAUCAACACCACCGAAACAUUUGUGGUGAAAGUCACAGGUCAAAGCUCCAUAAAUUUCCUGUUCCACCUUGUGGAGGCCCAUGAAGGAGCACAUGGAGAUUUCAGCCUGAAGCAAAGCCGUCCAUCCGUCGGUAAAAGCUUCACCAUGCUGAUGUCGGUGACGGGAGGUGACUCUCCGAGCAUCACGGAGGUACAGCUGGAGCCCGCGUCGUCGGGGGCGGCGGCCGUCAACGGAACAGUGGAGGCCAUUGGGGGAGGCGACUUCCUGGUCACGUUCAGCGAGCCCCCAGAGGGAGAGUUCUCCGUGCGUGUGAAGGGGGAGUCUGCUGCUGCUGCUGCUGCUGCUGCUAGUGGUGACCGCGCAUCGUCCCGGUCCGCCACCAGCCAGUUUCAGAGACAGGCCUCCACACAGCUCAAGGCCUCCAGGGUUACUGUGAAGGCAGCAGCGAACGGCACCAUUGAGCCCGGGGCAACGGUAACAGUGCCUUUCACGGUGGAAACCAACACCACAGCGGGCACCUAUACCAUCCAGGCGAGGAACGACAGAGAAUUCACCAUGACGUCCCCCAGUUCCUUGACGCUGAAGACGGGGGAGAAGGCCGAGGGCACGGUGACUCUGACCGUUCCGUCCAGCACCGCAUCCGGCACAGACGUCACCCUCACCAUCGAGGCCCAGGCUCCCGGGGACACAGACUCCAACUACGUCGUCUUGAGCUUUGCCGUCGCUGCCAGGGUCACUGACCUCACGCGCCCGGAGUGCCAGGUGAGUGUGACUGCCAACUGCUCUCUGGACUGCACGCAGGACACGUGGGAGCUGUCUGCCAACAUGACCGACGGCAACGGCACCGGCAUCUCCUCUGUGACCCUGCAGCAGGGCAACGGCACCCUCAACACCACCACCACCGGCGGCGGCGGGAGCUCCGGCGUGGGCAUCACCUUCGCCACCUACAGCGCCUCCUGCUGCUCACAGGAGGUAGAGCUGCUCAUGGUGGACGAGGUGGGAAACACAGCAGUCUGCUCCGCCUCUAUCAGGGACACUUCAUCCGGUGCUGGGCUUCACCACCCCGCCGCAUCUUGCUGGCUGUGGCCCAUGUUGGUGCUGAUACUGUGUCGUCUCUGGACGUAGAGGAUUGUAAAUCAGAGCAGGACAACAGAACAGCAGGGUCGAGGAGGCGUGACGAACAACUGUGACUAGAGUUGACUGUCUUAGACCAUGCAUACUAGCACAAGGUCUUAGCUGAAUUGUACAUGCUUGGUGAGAGUUCAAAUGUGGUCAUGAACCCAACCAAAAUUGAAACACUGGUUUCACGUACUCAUUGCUAAAACCCAAGGAUAUGGGUGCUGGGAUUGUGUAAAUUCUUGUUGUGUAUAUUUGUGUCUCAAUCAGAUCAGAAUGCUAUUACAAAAUAUACUGUAUGUGUUAUUGCAUAAUAAAUGUGUAGGUAUGUAUGCCACAUGGCAUUCAAAAGCUG